This is a messenger RNA of Gryllus bimaculatus (two-spotted cricket), 3468 nucleotides long. Lineage: Eukaryota; Metazoa; Arthropoda; Insecta; Orthoptera; Gryllidae. The record is from the annotation of a GenBank genome assembly.
CAGGCAACACGUCCGAGCGGAGGCGGCGGAGGCCUGCGGCGGGGGGCCGAGCCUGGGCUGACGACAGCGCCAGCGCCCUCCUCCCUCCCCCGCCCGCCAUCGAAUUAUAGGGAGCAGCGAGCGGAGCUGGACCUGGACCGUCGCGUCGCCGCGCGUCGCGUGCGGGAUGGCAAACGAAGAUUGCGCGUAGAAGGCCACGGCCGGGCCGGGGCGGGCGUCGUCCAUCGUCCAUGCACAAAAAGCAGUGAACCCCGUUCGCGCACUGGCUCAUGCAGCUGGCCGGCUGCAUUGUAAUUUCGCACAAUAGGUAGGCGAAGAAGCACCAUGUCCCGCCCCCCGAAUGACAACCUGCUCACCUACAAGCUCGUGGUGGUGGGGGACGGGGGCGUGGGGAAGAGCGCGCUCACCAUCCAGUUCUUCCAGAAGCUCUUCGUCACAGACUACGACCCCACCAUCGAGGACAGCUACAUCCAGCACACGCAGGUGGACGGACAAUGGUGCAUAUUGGAUGUUCUGGACACAGCUGGUCAGGAAGAGUUCAGCGCCAUGCGAGAGCAGUACAUGCGAAAGGGUGAUGGUUUUCUUCUGGUCUAUUCAGUAACAGAUAAACAGAGCUAUGAAAAUAUUGUCAAUUUUCAUACACAGAUAUUGAGGGUGAAAGAUAGAGAUCAGUAUCCCAUGCUGCUUGUAGCCAACAAAGUUGAUCUGGUUCAUCUGCGAAAAGUGACAGAAGAAGCAGGCCGUGAACUUGCUCACAAAUUAGCAAUUCCUUACAUAGAAACAAGUGCCAAAGACCCUCCGCUCAAUGUGGAUGCAGCCUUCCAUGAGGUUGUGAGAAUAAUUCGUAACCAGCCUCCGGCUGAACUGGAGAAAUGCCGCCGAAAGCGGCGUAGACCAUCUAAAUGUAACUUGUUGUAAUUUUCUGUAAUAUUUGGAGAAAUAUUUUUGUGGUGUUCAUUGGCAGAAUAGUUGGACAACAUUGGUUAUACUGCCCUUGAAGAUAAGUAUUUAAAUGUUGUGAAAUUUUAAAAAAGCAUUAUAUGUGCUUAAAAGAAAUAAAAAUACGUAUGUAUUUGGUGUCAUGGAAAUGAUUGUUAUGAAAAGAUAUGUAAAUGGGUGUUUCUUCGGUAAAGUAUUAGUCAUGCUGAUCAUAAGUCACAUAAAGAAGCUGGAGCUACAAAUUAUGUCUGCGAACUAACACAACUACAGGACAAUGCAAUGGUUCAACCACAGUUUUGGAUUGCUUUUACAUGUGACAAUAAACAAGUAUUAAGUCAAUGGUAAGUGGUGUUGUCAUAGUGUCCUGUGACUGUCUGGAUGGUGCAAUGUAUUAAUGUACUGUAUGUGAAUCCUGGAUAUUAUUUGCAAUUUAAAUUGCUUUAUCUUCUUUAAGUGCUUGUAUGUGCAUGUGUGAGUGUGAUAGAAAACUUUUAGAGAAAGUAAUAUAGCAUUUCUGCUUAAUGGCUCCCGUGGCAUAUUUUUGUUAAAAUGUAUUAUUUACCAACAAAGCUUUAACUAGAAUAUAUGUAUACAGUAUUGAUAUUAUGUCCAAUAGAACUGAGCGCUCUUGAUGGUCUUUUUGACGUACUGUGUGAUUUCAUAUGUAUUAUGAAUAAUAUACACAUUUUUGUAAUACUGUAUUACAUGAUAACUUUUCUUUUUAACCAAAUGUAUUAAUGUUCAAAAGAAAUGGAAAAAAAAAUUUAAACCUGAAACUAUCUAAAAGAAAUCUAUUUAAGUCUGUCAUUGCUGUGGCAAUUAAAAGUGGUCUUUAAUGUUUCUAAUAAUUUGUAUUCUGUAUUAUUUUGCAACCUUGAUGACUUUUCUUUCCAAUUCCAUAUUCCCUCUGUAAGUGGAGCUUCCAUACUAUACUGGUUAUCAAUGAAACAAGUUGAAAUAGAAUAAGUAUUGCUUUUGCACACAGUGAAUUGGCUGAGAGGUUCCAAAGAGAGAUGAAUUUCAUGACAAUGUUAUUACAUUUGUGUGUGUAUUCAAACGCGUGUUUUUUUUAUACUAUCUCGAUUUCAAAUCCAUUUUUUAAUGUGUUAUUUCUUUUAUUCUUAUAAUUUUGCCAUAGUUGAGGUAAAAAGUUACUCAUUUGUUUCAAAUACCAUAUUUUUGUCUUAAAAAGGCCCCGUUAUAAUGAAGUCAUUAUAAUACUAGCAAAUCCAUUAAAAAUUAAUGCCAUAUUUAGAUUUAACAGCAUCCAUACAUGUGUGCUGAUUAAACAUAAUUGCAUCACUUUAUAUGAAAAUUGUAAGAAGGUGGGUUCCUGUCACUUACAGUCAAUGAAAAGUUGUAUAAUCCUAAUCAUAAUGAUAGUUAAAGCAAACUUGAAUUUCACUGACAGUCACAGAUAGAUAUGUGGCUGAAUUGCAGUGGAUUGACGAUAUACUAUCAGCUCCAAAUGUUUAAUAAAAACAGAACAAGAAUCGAUGAAGGUGCAAAUAAAUAGUACAAAUGACAUGACUUUAAUCUGGUCCUGGGUAUUGAUCUAUAACCUGUACAAACUUGAACAAAAAUUACUACUUUAGUGUUUAAAUUAGAUAUUGUCUAUUGCCUAUCGACAAUAAAAUAGUCUAAAAAAGUUGUAGUAACACUACUUGCCAUCCUCUAUUAAAAUAACCUUGUUUUACUGACCUUAUCUAUGAUGACAAUUUUUUGUUCAGCUUCGUAUAAGACAUAUAAGCACUGAUGUUUAUUUUGAUGGAAACUGUGAGUUAAAUAUAUAUCAAAAGUAAAAAUGUAUAAAAGUAAACACCUAGAAAUGUAAUAAUUUUGAAUUGGGCUUUUCUGCUCAAAGUAAUACCUUAGUUUGAGGUCAGAUUACAUUGGGCCAUACAAUCUGCCCAAUCUUACUGUAUCUUAUAUUUCAAGCUGAGUGUAAUAGAAUUUAUGACUAACAAGAAUAUCCUCAAUCUCUUUGAAACAGAUUAGAGCCUAAUCAAAGAAGGUGGUAAUCAAAAAAAAAAACUUAAAGUACAAAUAAAAAUAAAAACAAAUUAAUCACUUAGGAAACAUAAUUAAAACACCUUGACAAUUUAAAUUGCAUGAUGCAAACUAACAAUAUUAUCAUACAAUUUAGAGAUAUAAAAACUGAGUGCUCUAAAUGAUAAUUAUCUACGCCAGUGUACUGAAGUUUGAUUUUUUCUAGUGUUGCUGCUUUCUUAGGCUUAAACAUUUCUUUUAGAAAGUAAGUAGAUAUUGGCCAGAGCACACAUCAUAAAGAUCUAGUUACUGAAAAUGACCACUUUCAAGCAUGUGCAAGAAAAAAAGCAUUUAAAAAUGAUAAAAGAACUCAUUGGUGAUGAACAAUCUCCUUGUGACAGAAUUGGCGUUUUUACAUUCUCGUAUCACAAUUUGCUUGUUCUUUAGUUUGAUAAGAAAAUUUCCAAAGAAAACUAAAAAUUGUGGCCUUAAAAUAAAAAAAAUAUGAUAUCUCAUAUGUGACCAUUACAAUUUAUUGGU